UAGAAUUGACUACGAUGACCGGGAGCGCAGAAGGACCCCCGCCUAAGGCGCCAAAAAUCCUGGCGCUGCUCCUGGGUUAAUAUGCAACAGUUUGCUACUUUAACCAGAGUUACCAAACAGCUCAGUUUAACCACAACACUGGAUUAAUUUCAAUGUAUACAACAAAUUUAUUUAACUACAAAGAGGUUUUAAGUGAGUACAAGUAUAAAAUAUUAGAGUCAGAAAUGAAGAGAAAUAAAGAUGAAAAUGCUUUUUAGUAGCUAAAAUUUAACAAACGAGACUUGGUUCAAGGUAAACUCCUUACCACAUGCUCCCAGCAACAGGGCUGGCCAAAUUCUCAGAUCAGGAUCCCUGCCCCCGCCCCCACCCCAAAGUCAAAGGGCCGGUUCCUUUGUCUUCCUAGGUGAAAGAGAGAGAGAUAGGAAGAGAGAGCCUGGGGUAUGGUGCCCUUCAUUUUUAUAGUCCAGUCACCCUUUGAAAUGCAUUUCCCUGAUGGUUACCUCUAGAUAAAGUUCCUUCCAGCUGUGAGGACGGAGACAUGGAGUCUCGUGGUAAAAAGGGGUUCCAUGUUGGUGCUUGCUAAAAUGCAAAUCGAUCUGUUGCUGCCUCCCUUUGUUUUCAAGGAAUGGACACAUGACAGGUGAUGGCCAAUCAACUUUGAUGACACUUGGCUAGAGGCGUCAGCUUGUCCUCUGUCUUUGAGAAACCAGUUUACCCCUUCUUGUUGUCUCGAAGACCCUGUUGACUACGUAUGUAAAUUGAGAUAAACAUACAUUCCUUUGUUUAGGAUAGGCCUGUUUAACAACUUUUGCCCAGUUGUGGCUGUGUGGUGUGAACAUGUGCUAACAACAGCAUACAGGGGGAAUUCAUAACUCUACAUCUAAUGUUGCUACACACAUUUCACUAUGAUGUUAUUGACCAGUGAGUUAUUAGUUUUCAAAUGAUGCCUCACAAGGUGUAUUAUUACAAAGAUUAUUGCAAUAGUGUGUAGGGUGUGAAUACCAAGAUGCUUUAGGUCACAUCUUGCACUUUGUACUCUUGAAUUUCAUCCCAUUUCAGUCACUCCCAUCUUCAAGGUCAUCCAGGUCUUUCUAUAUAAUGUUCCGAUCCUCCUCUUGAUUGACAAUACCUCCCAACUUGGUAUUAUCAACACAUUUUGUUAGCGCACUCCUGCUUCUUGUGCCAAAGUCGUCAUUAAAAAUGUUGAAUAAGAUUGGUUUCAAGACCAAUCCUUGGGGAGCUCCUCUAGUAGCCUCCCUAAAGAAAGUUAAGACUCUCUCUUGUUAGCUGGGAGAUCUGGCAAAUAUUGUUUGCAGAUGGCUCACACAAUAUAGAAAAUGGGGUGAGGGGGAAAUCGCAUAAUAAGUACAAAAAACUACACCAAAGCAGAAAUGGAUUUCAACAAGAUGCCUGAUGUAGGCGUGGACUGAUAGUGUUUUUUUUUUCCAAAACUUAAUGGUAAAAUAGUCUGAACAAACCAAAGCAUUAGGUAAGUAUGUGACCCAUCGUACCCCAAGGGAUGAUCACAGAUUGGAGGAAGUUUGCCCAUACCUAAUUACAAGUUUGUUGAAGAGUACAGUAUCAACCCCAUACUACUGGAACUGCAGUGCUGCACCUUUUAAAAACACAAUUACUCAUUCGAGCAUGCAAUACAUCUUCGGUUCAAAAUCCCAUCUUCUCUAGUGUAUCUAUUGAUUAGUGAAUGCAAGUCAGAUCAUUCCUGCUUAUCAACCUGGUGAAGCUGUCACAUACAGUAGAUGGGAAACUAAUUGAACUGCUCCUUGAAACUAUUGAAACUAAUUGAGCUCCUUGAACUUGCCAUGUGUUUCUCUAGUACAAACCCGGCCUCCAGUGCCGGCGGUGAAAUGGAGAAUGCGUCACUUUCCUUUCAUAAAUCCUGGGUCUACUCUUCUGCUUGAACUGAAUCUCCCACUUGCCCUCCUCUCAACCCAACUCAACCCCCUCCCUCCCUUUGUACCAUCCAUAUCCUGGAUAAUACGUACAAAUCUAGGGGAGAGGGUUGGAUCCCACUGAAGUUGGGAAUAUUUCGAUUGGAUACCUUUUCUUCCUCUCCACAAAAAGACAUCUACUUUGGGGUACAUAUUAGCUCAGUCUUGUGUAGUAUUUAGACAUACUACAUAUGUCUAUUUUAUUUUAUUUUAUUACCAAUGUACCUAUAUUCGUGAAACUGCAUCAGUACACCACUUCUACAUUAGGGUUUUGCACAGGUACAGCUACAUCAUUGCAGCUAGAAAAGGCCUUCCUAACUAGCAGGAGCCCUCAAGGGCUGCCUCUCCCCUUAAUCCAUAGCUGGUAAUCUCGCAUAGGUGCAGACACAUGAAGUUACAUCUUGAUUACAUGUAGCAGCUACACAGAUGCCUGUGUCACUUCCGCAGCUCAGCAGGUAAGAAGCAAGGCUGUCUUCUUAGAGACUGUCUAUAUAGCAAGAGCUGUACAUGGGCUACCCUACCCAGUCUAGCUUGACUCCAGGUAGGCCGGGUAACAAUAGCAGUGAAGAUAGUAGCGCAAGCUAGCAAACGGUACUCGGAUACGUGCUAGGGAGCUCGUAUUACCUACCUAUGCUCCACUGUCUUCACUUCUAAUGUUAUGCACACUAACUUGAUUCAAGCUAGCUUGAGUAGGCUAGACAGUGCAGAGCUUUUGUCUAUAGUAGAUGGACCCUAGGUGGCAAUACCAUGGAGACGGGAGGUUUUGCGGCCCAGAGUAGCAGUGGCAUGGCAAAGCAGUGGUUUAAGAAUUCAUGCUGAUGGGUGACAACUUGAUAUUUGUAUGAAUUCCGUGGCUUCCUCCUACCACAAGCCUCUUCCAUUCAGUGAUUCCCUCACAUACAUAUCCCAUUCACUGCCAUACUUCCCCACUCCCCUUCAUAAUCUGCUGAACCCUCCUCUUACAGUCAUACGCUGCCCUCAGAUUAUCUGGUUGUUCCUGUUAAAGUGCUCCGCAUCUUUAGCUUUGCCAUCUUUAGGGUUCAAGUAAAUGAAUGGGGUAGUUCGUGCCUAUAGGAGCCAUAGUUUUAGACUGUCUACAAGCUCAUUUAAACAGUACUACACUGCUUACAGCCACUUCACCUUUUCAAAGUUAUCUUCACCAUUCCGAAAGCCAGAAGCAGGCAACCAAACUUAUUUAAGAAAUGUUUGUUUUAAAUUGUGCUCAGGAUAAGACUUAGCACUUACAAAGCAAAGCGUGUUACACCCACUAGUUAAUGUACAAUUCAUUAACUUUCUCAGCUCUCCUUGUGAGCUGGAAAAGUAGUAGAAUACCCUUGGGGAUACUGAGGCAUGGAGCAGGUAAGUAACCAAGGCCACAGAAUCAGUGGUAGAGCUGGAACUAGUGGCAGGAGUUCCUUCUUCCCAGUCCCUGGCUCAGUUACCUAGACCAUCCUGCCUCUUAUAGUGUUGCAAUGACAAACUCCUCAGGUGUGUGUUGGGGAACUAUUUUUAUUCCUCGACUUUUGGAACACCCCCAUUCACGCUGGGUCUGCGAAGAAGCAUGUAAGAGCUGAUUAACAGCUGGUUCCUGCCUGUUUAGACAGCUCUGACAAUGCAUCCCUUCUUUUCAAGGUGACAGGAACACCCAGCGGCCUAAUGGUUACAGAAGUGUCUAUUCUUUCCCAGUGACAUUUAUUGUGAAAUAUCUGAGUGGGACUGAGAGACAUGCAAGGCUUUCUCCCUCCUUAUCAGGCGACCCUGGUCAGUGUCCUGCUGUCAAGGACUAAAGUAAUUUAUGUCAGAGCUGCAAGUGUUUACUUAUCUACCCCAGCGACUGGCUGAGGCGAAAUCAGCCAGACUGGCUCCUUUGUCUCACGGGCUUUUUCCUGCCAGUGGGAAAAAUGAGGCACUGGGCGCUAUUACCACGCCACCGAGCCAUGUCACGCUUUGGAAAAAACAGCACAGAAGGUGUAAGAAGUGGUGCCAUACAUGGAGCAGCCCAGUCUCCUGUGGCCACCCUUAAGCUGACAUGAGAACACUGAUAGCCGCCGCUAUCAAAAAUGUUACUACAACUCUGGCACAGAUGGAAAAUUUAAAGUGCCAGCUAGCAAAAGCCAGUGCUGCUCUAACGACAGAUGACAUCCAAAAUCAAUCCCCCGUUUGGGGUUUACAAGUAUCUUCGCAUCAGCUUCAGCAGCUUCACCAUCAGUGAGAUAAGCCGUACAAACAAAAUACCUCCUUGUAAAUGGUACAAUGUUGCUUGGACAGACUUCAGUGUUGAAUGUCAAAUCUGCAUGUGCGUCUCUCUGCCCCGGGGAGUGUGCAUGUGAAUACAAAGCAAGUGAACAAUCCGAACACCGGGCAGCAGAACCCGUUUGGCAGCUUUGACUAAGCCGUGCCGCCUUUCUGCUGCUGGGUUAAAGAAACGUAAACCAGUAGAGCAAGUUGGACCGAAAAGAAAAAUUAUGGCUUAUUGUCUGUGCAAGUUCAGCCACACUGCUCCCUUCUAUCUCCCAUGUACCAAAUGACUGGCGAUUGUCCUCGACUUAACGCAAGCGACUGCCGGAGGAGUCGAGCGAGAGAGAGGAGCAGUAACACAGCGACUGAACGAUAAGAAAAACCAACAACUUUGAACUGGAAGCAGAAGAUUCACAUACCCACAAGGCAUGUGGGUAGACCCUGAACAUGGCCACAGAAAGUUUUGCAGACUUCUUGAAUAAGCUCAAGGAAAUCCAUGAGAAAGAGGUCUUAGGACUGCAAACAAAGCUCACAGAGCUGACAACAGAGAAGUGUCGAGAUGCCCAGAGAAUUGAAGAGCUAUUUGCUAAAAACCACCAGCUAAGGGAACAGCAGAAGAUCCUUAAAGAAAAUGUGAAAGUGUUAGAAAACAGGUUGAGAGCAGGUCUCUGUGACAGAUGCAUGGUUGCCCAGGAGCUCGCCAAGAAGAAGCAGAAUGAGUAUGAGAACUCCCACUUCCAGAGUCUCCAGCACAUCUUCAUCCUCACUAAUGAAAUGAACAGGCUGAAGGAAGAAAAUAAAAACCUGAAGGAAGAACUGAAGAGGCUACGGAGCCUGGAUGACAGAACAAAGCACCAAAGAACCCUCCCCAGAGAAAGCAGCUCCAUCCCGGACUCACCUUUGGCUUUACUCUCCUCAGUAAGCCGGAAACCCAGCACAGACAAAGCGACUAGCAGAGAAGCAGAAGAAGGGUAUCAUGAACAGCCUGGCGAACAGCUGGGAGAAGAGACAUCUGCAGGACAGAGAUGUUCUCUGGGCAGUAGGAUUUCUCCAAGUGCUGUUCUCCAAGAAGCACAUGCUCUGGAAAUGACUUCUCAGAGGAUAGCUAACCAGCUGCACGGAACCAUCGCUUUGGUGAGACCUGGCUCCAGACUGUGCCUCCCUGAAAAAAUCUCGGCCAGGAGAGCAACAUCACCAGCAGCAAGAAAAAACUCACUGUUCCUGGAGCGUGAGCGCAGCCCCAGCCAUGAGGCUUGCUUAAGAACAAACAAACCAGAUUCCCACAAAGCCACUUCGUCCUAUGGAACUCUACCGCUGACCACCAGGCAGGAGCAGCUCUGCCUUCUUAACAACCAUUUCUCUCUGCCCCAGUUUGGACUCAGGAGUAACAGCGCUUCUGCAGAUAGGGACAAUAGCUUGCCAAGCCACUUGCUACAGGCCAGAGAGACUGAAGACAGAACAAGGCUGCAGGAGGAAUGGGAAGAUCAGGCCGCCAUUUUAGAACUCCCUGGAGCUGUGGUGUACAUGCGGGACCAGCAUUUGGAGGAGAGGCUUCCGUUUCUUAAGCACAGAGAGAGGCUCCAGUAUCUCCUGGCACAAGAGCAUCAGCAAGGAUUCAGGGCCAGGACAGAAGGCGACCAAAAUGCAACUCCGGUUCCAGCGGCUCCUGAGGACAGGCCCCUUUCCCCACAGCCGACCAUGGGGUGCAAAGAAGAGAGGUCGUACCUGGAGGAACCUGUAGAAGGGAAAGUUGUUUGGAUAAACAGGGACAACGUGGAGCAAAGGGAGAAGGCAGAGGCAGCAAGAGAAUGUCUCCUGGACACACCUCUGGACCUGUCAGAUUAUGGCAGAAGGAGUGAAAACCUGAAACCUGCCAGCUGGCACAAAUCCCCCAAACAGCGUGAGGCUGACAGUCCAAGUCCAAUCCGUACAGAAAGCCCCACUCUUCAGACAGGCCGGAGCUCCAGCGUGCUGCCAAGAGCAGAGCAUGAGAACUCCCACCUAGCCUGCAGCCAGCUCCCUGCGGCCAAACCCCUGCAAAUCGGCCACAAGACUGAGCAGUUCAGUGCCAAAGAGCAAGAGGCCCUUGCGGCACCUUUGGUCCCUUCCUCACAAGGACAGCCCGCGGGCAAGCUAACAUCUUGUGAUCCUGCAACAGAUUCAGAGAUCAGGGUGAGAGUGUCUCCUAGGGCACAGAAGCGAGAACCAGAUGCUCAAACAGAGGAAGACGAUGCAGAGUCUGUGAAGCAGGACUCGGAUGAGCCCGACACGUCGGACAGCGAGGUUUGCUUCCUUUGGCCGACACAUACACCAAGAGCAGUCCAAGUCCGGUUCCUCUUUAAGGCUGGGAAUUUCAGUGGUGAACGUUUGUGGGAGCUGGGCCCCUCUGAAGAGCCCAGGCUACUCCUGUCAGGCAGAGAUAUGCUACGGUUUCCAAUAGAAAAUGAGACGAAAAAAGCAACACAAACACUCUUUCCCCAGGCUGGAGUGGGCUCAGGUGCUGUCUCUGGGUUGCAGAAAAGUUCUGCUUUUGCUUUCUCAUGCAGUUUUUCCUGCAUGAUUAAGAUAAAAGGAAGUCACGCUCCUGCUGAGAUGGCAGGUUGCCCUCCAUCAGAUGCCCAGAUAUCUCUCUCCUGUUCCCCCCACCCCUCACUCCCCGGUUCCCAGCCUAUCAAUCACAGAUGGAGAUUCCAUACCUGAUAUCAUUUCCUGUGCCCGGUUUUGUCUGAGGAAAUUCCAGACAUGCAGCAUGACUCUUUAUAGAGACAAAAGGCUUUCUCACACCAUCGGGGUAUCCCUUGCCUUUAGCCUAGUUUGGUAACACUGGUAACAUAUUGACCUCAUGAAGAAAUACAGCACAUCCAAAGAUAAGAGGAAGAUGCUUUACUUUUCCUGGAAUAUCACAUUACAACACCCUGGUGUUUCCCUGGCAGAGAGGUGGGUCUCUUUAGCCGGACCCCCGAAUCCUGCCACACUCCCAUUGGCCAGAAACCACGGCCAAUGGGAGCUGCGGGGGUGGUGCCUGCGGGCGAAAGCAGCGCGCAGAGCCACCUGCCGUGCCUCCGCUUAGG
This is a messenger RNA of Chrysemys picta bellii (western painted turtle), 7258 nucleotides long. RefSeq names its product RBBP8 N-terminal like (gene RBBP8NL). The record is from RefSeq and is a predicted model, not a curated record. NCBI's taxonomy places the organism in Eukaryota, Metazoa, Chordata, Testudines, Emydidae.